GGGGGCGACGCAGCAGCGGCGCUAUAAAGCCCUCUCGGUGCUGUGGAUGGAAGCGCGGCGCAGAACCACAACCAGACAAGAGACAAAGAAUUAAAGAAACAAAAAAUACAAACACUGACUUAAACUAAAACAUGGUGAAGAUCACCUUCCAGUCAGUUUCGGCACAGAAGCCCGACAAAGACCAGGAUGUGGACAAGAUUACUAUACCCCAGGCUCACGGGCGGUUGGUUCCUCCUAUGAAGCCCAGGAAGCCCUUUCCAACAGGCUUGUGCUGCAUCGCCAUUGGCCUGGUCAUUUUCACACUUGGACUAGUGUUGCCUUCCAUUUACAUUUAUCGCUACUAUUUUAUGUCCCAGCAGAUCCCAGAGGACAGCUUGUUCCACUGUCGGGUCAUCUACGAGGACUCUGUGUACGCUCCCCUGAGAGGACGCCAAGAACUGGAGGAAAACGUGAGCAUCUACCUUGAGGAGAACUAUGAGCAAAUCAGCAUUCCAGUCCCUCAUUUUGGGGGCAGUGACCCAGCAGAUAUCGUCCAUGACUUCCAGAGGGGCCUCACAGCCUAUUAUGACAUUGCAUUGGACAAGUGCUACAUCACUGAGUUAAAUACGACUGCUGUGAUGCCUCCACGCAGCCUGUGGGAGCUGCUUGUCAAUGUCAAGAGGGGGACAUACCUUCCCCAGACCUACAUCGUCCAGGAAGAGAUGGUGGUGACUGGCAGGUUGAGGAACAUGAGACAGCUGGGCCCCUUUAUCCACAGGCUCUGCUUCGGCAAAGAGACGUUCCGCCUUAGACGCCGCAACCAGCGCCAACGUAUCGAGAGACGUGAGACAAAGAAGUGCCACAGAAUUCGUCACUUUGAGAACACUUUUGUGGUUGAGACCGUCAUCUGCGACCGAUUCUAAAAUCAGAGGCGGAAAUCACAGCCAUGCGACACUGAAGCCAAUUUCAAACCAUACCUCUAGAAUUUCUUAUCCCUUAAGCUGCACUUUAAGAGCAAAAUGUUGUCCUUUAUUAUGAGUUUCAGACUUUUUGUCCCAUUUUUGCUCUUUUUUUUUAUUGUUAAUUGUUAAAUUUGAAGUCAGAUUGUACAUGUGUGAUGUUUGGAUUUCUCUGUAGAUUGUCUUGUAGAACAAAGAUAGUAAGCUCAGUCUAAUCAGUCAGUCUGUGACAUUCACAUCAGAACACAAGAAUAGUUCUUGUCGUUUCUUGUUAAUAUAUGUUCCCUUGGUUAUUUUUUUUAUUUCUUUA
Cyprinodon tularosa is the source of this 1248-nucleotide messenger RNA. It is a transcript of the gene itm2cb, whose product is annotated as integral membrane protein 2Cb. The record is from RefSeq and is a predicted model, not a curated record. The coding region runs from base 132 to 902 and encodes 256 amino acids. Gene Ontology annotation, cellular component: Golgi apparatus; plasma membrane; extracellular exosome. Lineage: Eukaryota; Metazoa; Chordata; Actinopteri; Cyprinodontiformes; Cyprinodontidae. Gene Ontology annotation, molecular function: amyloid-beta binding. Gene Ontology annotation, biological process: negative regulation of amyloid precursor protein biosynthetic process. The transcript is spliced from 6 exons.